Trichosurus vulpecula (common brushtail) is the source of this 1974-nucleotide messenger RNA. RefSeq names its product ADP-ribosylserine hydrolase (gene ADPRS). Lineage: Eukaryota; Metazoa; Chordata; Mammalia; Diprotodontia; Phalangeridae. Gene Ontology annotation, cellular component: nucleus; mitochondrion. The coding region runs from base 258 to 1352 and encodes 364 amino acids. The transcript is spliced from 6 exons. The record is from RefSeq and is a predicted model, not a curated record.
GGGCAAAGGGGGGGGCCUAUGCCCGUGGGACCUUGCAGGGCUGAGGCGGAGCCUGCUCGGGGCAAAGGACGCGGCCUACCAGACCCCAGAAAGGGGAGCGGGGCCUUGCAGGGCAGGGGCGGGGUCUAGGGGCGGGGCCUGCGCAGAGGCCGGGGCUUCUAUCUCGGCUCCACGCUUUUCUGCAGGGGGGAGGGGGGCUGGUGAAGGGAGGUGGGCGUGCCGGCUCUCCCGGAAGUGGCGCUAGACUGUGGUGGUUGAUGGCGGUUGCGAUGGCGGCGGUGGCGGGCGGCGCGGCAGCCGGGGCGGCGCGUUCCCUAUCGCGGUUUCGGGGCUGCCUGGCCGGGGCGCUCCUCGGGGACUGUUUGGGGGCAAUCUACGAGGCGUACGAGAACGUUACCAUAGCGUCACUGCUGAGUCACGUGGGCAGCCUGGAGCCCGAGCCAGGCGCGAAGGGAAGCGCGCGCACAGAGGUCCUGUACUACACAGAUGACACUGCUAUGACCAGAGCCCUGGUGCAGUCCCUGCUGGCCAAGGAGGCCUUCGAUGAGGUGGACAUGGCCAAGAGGUUCGCUCAGGAGUACAAGAAAGAUCCUGAUCGAGGCUAUGGUGCCGCAGUGAUUACUGUGUUCAAAAAGCUGCUGAACCCCAAAUGCAUAGACGUCUUUGAGCCAGCUCGCGCUCAGUUCAAUGGCAAGGGUUCCUAUGGCAAUGGGGGUGCCAUGAGGGUGGCUGGCAUCUCCUUGGCCUACAGUCACGCCCAAGAUGUUCAGAAGUUUGCCCGGCUCUCAGCCCAGCUGACCCACGCCUCCUCGCUGGGCUUCAAUGGUGCCAUCCUGCAGGCUUUGGCCGUGCACCUGGCCCUCCAAGGGGAAUCGUCUCGGGAGCAGUUUCUCCAGCAGCUCUUGGACCACAUGGAAGAGGUGGAGAGUGAUGACCGGUCUGUGUUGGAAGCAAGGGAGCUGGGCAUGGAGGAGCGUCCAUACUCGAACAAGCUGAAGAAGAUCGCGGAGUUCUUGGAGCAGGGCUUAAUGGCGAAGGAGGAAGUCUUGUCUGAGCUUGGGAACGGCAUCGCAGCUUUCGAGUCAGUCCCUACUGCCAUCUACUGCUUCCUGCGCUGCAUGGCUCCUGACCCUGCAAUCCCAGCCACCUUCAACAGCCUGCAGCGGACGCUCAUCUACUCCAUCUCCCUGGGGGGGGACACUGACACCAUUGCUACCAUGGCUGGGGCCAUUGCUGGGGCCUACUAUGGGAUGGAGCAGGUUCCAGAGAGCUGGCAGCAGAGCUGUGAGGGUUAUGAAGAGACUGACGUGCUGGCCCGCAGCCUGCAUCAGCUCUUCAGCAAGGAGCUGUGAGUGUGUUGCCAGCGUACGUUCAAGCAGCAGCCCCUCACCGAACGGCAGACCUCAGGGCCCCCUCACUUUACUGCCCUGCCACUACUGCAGCAUGGGGCCAUGUGUGGUGAUUGGGAACUGGGGCAUGGGGAGAGGGGUCCUCUGUUUCAGUGGUGGUGAGUGAAUGGUGUAGGUGUGGCCCUCUGCUGGCUGGGCCCAUUGUAUGAGCACAUCUGUGACCCCACCCCCACCCCAAAUACCCAGAGCUUGAUUCUGGGGCCCGAGUUAGGAGACCUACGUGACUAAAGCAGGAAUAGGUUUGAACUGAAGGGAGACAUUCCUCUUGGCAGGAAUGAAAGAUAAUUGAAACCAUGGGUCUGGGGAGGUAGAUGUGGUCUCCAGAGUCUCACUCCUUUUAGGCUUAGUCUCAGAAAAUUUGCUUUCCUGGACUUAUUGGCCUAGGGACCUUGAGAGUCUUGAAGCUGUUAGUUUGGGUAACUCGUGGGGCCCAGAGUGGACCUCUUGGUUGAGGUCCCACUGGGUAUCAGCUCUUUUGGGGUGGACGCCUACUACAGCUUCUGCUGGAAAUCAUGCAGCCUCCCAAUAAAGUUACUGGCAGACCCUGCCGGCCUCUUCCAAGCUC